GGGCGCUGUGUCAGUAAAUAUAUGUAUGUGCAUUAUCACCGAAUCUGUGGGUAUACGUCCGUGCUGCUGACACUACCUCAUUCACAUCAAUGGAAUGCAUUUUCAGUUGGAGAAAUAUCUUUGAAAGUCAUGAAAGUUUAUAAAAACUUGUGCCAGUAGAAGCUAAAAAUGUCUGGGUUCAGUCCGGAGCUCAUUGACUACCUGGAAGGUAAAAUAUCUUUUGAGGAAUUUGAGAAACGUCGCGAAGAGAGACAAGCAAGUGAGAAAAAGGAUUCUUCAGCUCUAGGAUUACUAGAAACCACAGCGUGUGACCCAGAUGAUCCUAAUGUCCCAUCUACCUCUGGAAAAUGUCUCUCCAAGUCUACCAUCUACAAUGAGGAUAACGAAGGUGAAACAUCAGAUGGUGUCAGCAAGUCGGUUCAAAGAGUAUUUGCAUCAAUGAUUGGAGAAGAUGAAAAAGAUGAUGGAGAGGAUGAAGAUGAGGAAGAUGAAGGAGAAGAAAUCUCAGAGCAGCCUUCUGCUGGUGAUGUCUUUGCCCUGGAAAUGGAAAUUAACAGAGAAAACAGAAAGAUAAUGAAGGCAAAAAGACCUCGCAGUAAGCUCCCCAAAGCUCUCCGAGGCCUCAUGGGAGAAGCCAACAUCCGUUUUGCCCGAGGGGAGGCAGAAGAUGCCAUAUUGAUGUGUAUGGAAAUCAUUAGGCAAGCUCCUCUGGCUUAUGAGCCAUUCUCAACGCUUGCAAUGAUAUACGAGGACCAAGGGGACAUGGAGAAGUCUCUGCAGUUUGAGCUGAUUGCUGCUCAUUUGAACCCCAGUGACACAGAGGAAUGGGUCAGACUGGCAGAGAUGUCUUUGGAGCAAGACAACAUCAAACAAGCUAUAUUCUGCUACUCUAAAGCUCUGAAGUAUAAUCCUACUAAUGUCCGUUAUUUAUGGGAGAGAUCCAGCCUAUAUGAACAGGUUGGGGAACAUAAACUGGCCAUGGAUGGAUACCGGCGCAUCCUGAAUCUGUUGUCUCCUACUGAUGGCGAACGUUUCGUGCAGCUGGCGAGAGAUAUGGCUAAGAUUUAUUAUGAAACCAAUGAUGUUGCCUCUGCCAUUGUGAUUAUUGAAGAAGCUUUUUCCAAGCAUCAGAACCUUGUGGCAAUAGAAGAUGUUAAUAUCGCUGCUGAGCUGUACAUCUCCAACAACCAAUAUGAAAAAGCACUUGAGGUCAUUACUCAGUAUUCUGGGAUUACGCUGAAUAGAAAAGAAAACAGCACUCCAGAAGACAGUUCAGAAGUUACAUGUCAUGUGCCUGAAGGAGUUCCAAUAGAUAUUACAGUGAAAAUGAUGCUUUGUUUGAUCCAUCUGAAUAUUCUGGAACCUGUCAGUCCCAUGCUGACAUCUUUAAUGGAGCAGAACCCAGAAGAAAUGGGAGACUUGUAUCUAGAUGUUGCAGAAGCUUUCAUGGACAUUGGAGAAUAUAAUUCAGCUUUGCCUCUGCUGAGUGCCUUAGUGUGCUCUGAAAAGUACAAUCUGGCUGUUGUCUGGCUACGACAUGCAGAUUGUUUAAAAGGUCUGGGUCACAUGGCACAAGCUGCAGAGAGUUACUGUAAGGUGGUGGACUUGGCGCCUUUACACUUGGAUGCAAGGAUCUCCCUGUCUACACUUGAGCAACAACUUGGUCACCCAGAGAAAGCAUUGGAGGCAUUAGAACCAAUGUAUGAUCCAGAUACCUUGGCACAGGAUGCAAAUGCUGCCCAGCAGGAACUGAAACUAUUGCUUCACCGGUCAACCCUACUUUACUCUCAAGGAAAAAUGUUCGACUAUGUGGACACUUUACUUACAAUGCUCGCCAUGUUACUAAAAAUUGCAAUGAAUCGCGCACAAGUCUGUUUGAUUUCCAGUUCAAAAUCUGGAGAAAGACACUUAUAUCUGAUCAAAGUCUCUAGGGACAAAAUUUCUGACACCGAUGAGCAGGAGACUGCAAAUUCUGAUGCAAAAGCGAUAUUUACUAUACUCUCCAGUGUGCUUUCCAAAGAUGAUUGGUGGAACCUCCUUUUAAAGGCAAUUUAUGCUUUAUGUGACCUUGACCGCUAUAAAGAGGGAGAGCUGCUGGUAGACUCUUCUUUGGAGUAUUAUUCAUUUUAUGAUGACCGCCAGAAACGGAAGGAGCUAGAAUAUUUUGGACUUUCCACUGCUAUUCUAGAUAAGAACUUCAGAAAAGCUUACAAUUACAUAAGAAUAAUGUUGAUGGAAAAUGUGAAUAAACCUCAACUGUGGAAUAUCUUCAAUCAAAUCACAAUGCAUUCUCAAGAUGUGAGGCAUCACCGCUUCUGCCUCAGGUUGAUGCUCAAAAAUCCAGAAAACCUUGCACUGUGUGUCCUUAGUGGUCAUAAUGCCUUUGUAUCUGGCAGCUUCAAACACGCACUUGCUCAGUAUGUCCAAGCCUAUCGAAUGAAUCCUGAUGAUCCUAUGUACUGCCUCUGCAUUGGAUUAACAUUUGUCCAUAUGGCAUCCCAGAAAUUUGUGUUAAAAAGACACGCUCUGCUAGUACAGGGGUUUUCAUUUUUGAAUAAAUACAUUGAUUUACGUGGCCCUUGCCAGGAGACUUACUACAACCUGGGCCGUGCAUUGCAUCAGAUGGGUCUAAUACAUUUAGCAAUACACUAUUAUAAGCAGGCACUCGAUCUGCCACCACUUCAGUUACAGGGAAUUGAUGAGGACCAAGUUGAUCUUCGGAGAGAUAUUGCCUUCAAUUUAUCUCUUAUUUAUCAGGCCAGUGGUAACACAGAAAUGGCUCGGAGGCUCCUGUAUACUUAUUGUGUUAUUUAAUGUAUUUUUUAAUUUUCAUCUGUACAUUAUUAAACGAAAUGUAUUU
Bufo gargarizans (Asiatic toad) is the source of this 2860-nucleotide messenger RNA. RefSeq names its product general transcription factor IIIC subunit 3 (gene GTF3C3). The record is from RefSeq and is a predicted model, not a curated record. Gene Ontology annotation, molecular function: protein binding. Gene Ontology annotation, cellular component: transcription factor TFIIIC complex. The transcript has 19 exons. Lineage: Eukaryota; Metazoa; Chordata; Amphibia; Anura; Bufonidae. Gene Ontology annotation, biological process: transcription by RNA polymerase III. The coding region runs from base 169 to 2814 and encodes 881 amino acids.